AUGGGCCAAGUCGCGAUUACAUCGAACGGGCGCACGAAGAAAGCCGACCAGACGUACCGUCCCAUAGUCGUUCCGCAACCACGUUCUGACCACUGGCCUACAGUGGUGAUACAAUGCGCGUACUCUCAGCCAAGGUCAAAGCUCGCGGAUGACGCUCGCUGGUGGUUGCUGGAAGCAGGUGGUGACGUGAAAACUGCUCUUACCAUUCUUGUUCACCAAACAAGAAGAGAAGUCGUUAUCGAAAAAUGGGAAUUAAUCCCGCGGGAAACAAGACAGGAUCAAAACAAGAAGGUCCCUGAAAUAACUCGCCGGGCUGUCAUGUCCCAGAAGACAGACAACGAUCCCAUUCGCGUGACAGGAUACCCUCUAACUCUACCCUUCGAGCACUUUUUCCUUCGGCCCGCCAAUCCUGGUGAAGGGGACAUUGUCCUGGAUGAAUCGGAUCUGGAAACCAUCGCUAAAUUAACCUGGAGGGUACAUUCCAAGGUCUAA
Messenger RNA from Aspergillus fischeri NRRL 181, 492 nucleotides. RefSeq lists its product as uncharacterized. The coding region runs from base 1 to 492 and encodes 163 amino acids. The transcript has a single exon. NCBI's taxonomy places the organism in Eukaryota, Fungi, Ascomycota, Eurotiomycetes, Eurotiales, Aspergillaceae. The record is from RefSeq and is a predicted model, not a curated record.